Messenger RNA from Paramecium primaurelia, 625 nucleotides. Lineage: Eukaryota; Ciliophora; Oligohymenophorea; Peniculida; Parameciidae. The record is from the annotation of a GenBank genome assembly.
AUGAAAGCUUUGGUAAUUUUUAUAAAUAUGCUAUAAUUAGGCAAACAACUUUCAAAUGGAUUUGAAUAAAAAUAGAGCAUCUUUUGAAAAAAGAGGUUAAUUAAUACUAAACUUUAACCUUAAUAAUCAAAAUUGCUAUAAAAAUCCUUACUAGGAUUUUAGAUUUCAACCCUCAAAUCCCUAAAACUCAGCAAUUCAAUAUUAUAAUAAAUUAUUACCUUAUAAGAGUUUUUAUCUAAAUUGCUUAAUAAAGAAAUCUUUAUGUUGUUCCUACCAUCGUUUUACUUAAAUUUAUACAAUUUAUACUCAAAAAUUAUAAAAUCUAAGUUGCUUGUUUAGUGUCCAUUCAAAAGAUCAUGUUUUAAUGAAUAAACUACAGAUCGCCUAUAAAAAAUUUAAACUUCUAUUAGUUCCAAGAAAUAAAUUUCAUUUUUUCCCUUAAGGAUAAUGUAAUCAUAAUGUAACUUUUCAAAACUACCAACAAAUUGCCCACCAAUCAUCCUCCUUGAAAAUUAACCACCCUGCAUUUAUAAUUCCAAAGAUGAGAGUAACAAUCCGCUCCUUAAGACUCGGCUCAAUUUUAUUUAAAUAUAAUUGGAAAUAAAAAGAAGACUAUUAUAAAUGA